CAUUGCACCAGAGCACAUGCGCUGAGCGAGGAGGAGCUUUGCUUUUUUUUUUCUUCGCUUUUACUUUUUUUUCUGCAGCUCCAGCUCGACGCCAAUCAAAGCAUCAACUCCAAAAUUGUACGUGAGAGAAACGAGCCCGGGCACCCGGAGGGCCAGACACAUCAGUUGGAGCUCGAUUGCCCAUCUGAUCACAUCCUGACUGGGACUUUGUUGCAAGGAACGACAGAGAGAGAGAUAGAGGAGAGAAGCCGGAGGUUUAAAGGCGAGCUGCAGCUGCCUGGUUGUUGCACUUUUUUGUGACUUUCUCGGAGUGUGUGUGAUUGUGUGAGAGUGUGUUUUUGGAGGGGGAGUUGCUGGUGGUUUUUUGGGGGGGUUCUUGGUUCCCACGUUGGCCGUAAGGAUGUCGUUUCCCCAGCUGGGCUACCCGCAGUACCUGAGCGCCUCUCAGGCCGUGUACGGAGCGGAGAGGGCGGCCGUGUUAGCCCCGUCCUCCCGCGGAGGGAGCGGGGAGGCGGGCGCAGGCGCUCCCGUGGCCUCGGUGCUGGGCGUCUACGCGCACCCGUACGCGCACCCCAACUACGGAGCCUUCCUGCCCUACGCCAGCGCGGACCUGGCUCUCUUCUCUCAGAUGGGGUCUCAGUAUGACUUAAAGGACAGCCCUGGCGUGCACCCCGCCAGCUUUGCUGCCCACACGCCUCCAGCCUUCUACCCUUAUGGGCAGUUUCAGUAUGGUGACCCUGCUAGGCCCAAGAAUGCCACACGGGAGAGUACGAGCACGCUGAAGGCCUGGCUAAACGAGCACAGGAAGAACCCCUACCCCACCAAGGGCGAGAAGAUCAUGCUGGCCAUCAUCACCAAGAUGACCCUCACCCAGGUCUCCACGUGGUUCGCCAACGCCAGGAGGAGACUCAAGAAGGAGAACAAGGUGACGUGGGGUGCCAGGAGCAAAGAGGACGAGGAGGGCAACGUGUACGGCAGCGACAACGAAGGGGAGCACGAGAAGAACGAGGAUGAAGAGGAGAUCGACCUGGAGAGCAUAGAUAUCGACAAGAUCGACGAGAACGACGAGGGGGAGCAGAGCCACGACGACGAGGACGAGCAGGUGGACAAGGCCGAGAGGAAGAGGAGGGCUCUGGUCUUUGACCCCUCCAAGGGAACCCGCCAGGAGCUAAACAACAACAACAACAAUGACGACAACAACAACAGCAGUAGCAGUAGCAGCAGCAGCAACAGCACCAGGGUAUCCUCCCCGGGUGGACAGGGCAGUUUUCAACUUCAAGUGGGCAACAAACCCAAAAUCUGGUCUUUAGCGGAGACUGCCACGAGUCCGGACAGCUCGAGGAAGCCCGCGUCACCCUGCGGACCGACCAAUCAGGUGUCACCUCAAAUGCAGCACCCGGCCUUCCUCUCCAGCCACGGACUGUACACAUGCCAGAUUGGGAAAUUUCACAACUGGACAAACGGAGGGUUCCUGGGGCAGAACGCCCUCCUGAACGUCCGGUCCCUCCUGGGGGUCAAUCAGCACCACCACCAUAACCACCACGGCCAGCAGCAGCAGCAAGUGACUGCAACCGACGGAGAGAAGAGCCCAGAGGACCUCAGUCCAAAACACAUAGAUCGAGGAAUCGUUCUUAGAAACGAGUCACCAACACAGCAUCACACCAACACUUUGAAAUCAUCGUUUCGUCCACUUCAUGAGAGUCCCAGGAGGAAUGCGCAGGAAGUCUCUCUCUCGCUCUCUUCUGCUUGAUCAAGAUAUUUUUACGCUGGACACAGAGAAAAACAGAGACUGAUCUCACUUAUAAAAUCGCAAUGAAAAAUUUAAACCCGUUCAGAGUUUGAUUAGGACCCAAUGGAUGGAUGGCUGGAUGGAUUUUGCCCCUGUUGUUGUACAUAAAGGCCUCUGUGAUACCCCCACUCCCCACCCCUGGGACUGUUGGUAGGCUCUCCAUCGUCUUUCUGUCUUGGUGGGGUUUUGAAAUUUUCCCCCGCUUUUGUGUAAAUACAGUGACUCAGAUUUGUAAAUAGAGACUCGACGGAGUUUGUUCAGAUCAUAUAUUUUGUCUAAUAAACUAAAGAAAUUAUAGAGAAA
Pygocentrus nattereri (red-bellied piranha) is the source of this 2092-nucleotide messenger RNA. RefSeq names its product iroquois homeobox 1a (gene irx1a). The transcript has 4 exons. The record is from RefSeq and is a predicted model, not a curated record. Bases 401 to 1750 code for a protein of 449 amino acids. Gene Ontology annotation, biological process: neuron differentiation; cell development; regulation of transcription by RNA polymerase II. Gene Ontology annotation, molecular function: DNA-binding transcription factor activity, RNA polymerase II-specific; RNA polymerase II cis-regulatory region sequence-specific DNA binding. Gene Ontology annotation, cellular component: nucleus. NCBI's taxonomy places the organism in Eukaryota, Metazoa, Chordata, Actinopteri, Characiformes, Serrasalmidae.